Messenger RNA from Xenopus tropicalis (tropical clawed frog), 2935 nucleotides. RefSeq names its product ER degradation enhancing alpha-mannosidase like protein 1 (gene edem1). Gene Ontology annotation, cellular component: endoplasmic reticulum membrane; membrane; endoplasmic reticulum. Gene Ontology annotation, molecular function: mannosyl-oligosaccharide 1,2-alpha-mannosidase activity; calcium ion binding. The record is from RefSeq and is marked validated. Gene Ontology annotation, biological process: positive regulation of retrograde protein transport, ER to cytosol; endoplasmic reticulum mannose trimming; carbohydrate metabolic process. NCBI's taxonomy places the organism in Eukaryota, Metazoa, Chordata, Amphibia, Anura, Pipidae.
GAUUUCUUAUUGGCCCAAAUGAUUCCAAAUGUCUCCGAGCGGGCCUAUCACAAAGCGGCUUUUCUAUGGAUUUGACAGGCUUGCGGCGAUGGCCUAUCAGAAUGCGUGGGGGAGUCCGACCCGGAAGUGGCGGCCCUGGGAUGCGGUGGUGCUCUGUGCUGCUGGGGCUGCUGCUUCUGCGGCUUGGGCUACACGCUCUGCGGGGUCUUAUCCUGCCCGGAACGUCUCCUGUAGUGGUGCCGGGAGUCCAUGCUGUGUGCCGAGCCUCGUAUGGCCGCUUUGUCCUGGGAGCCGGGGAUGAGUACGGCCGCCGCUACAGCUCUUUCCCUGAGGGGCUGCGGAAAGAAAUGCGGGAGAUGGCCCGUGGGAUGUUCUCAUUCGGCUAUGACAGCUACAUGAAGUACGCCUUUCCCGAGGAUGAGCUCAACCCCAUCCUGUGCCGGGGACGCGGGCCAGACCACGGAGACCCUUCAAAUCUAAACAUCAAUGAUGUCCUUGGGAAUUACUCCCUAACCCUGAUUGAUGCACUGGACACUUUAGCGGUGAUGGGCAAUGCCACUGAGUUUCACAGAGCUGUUCGCUUGGUGAUUGACACAGUUUCCUUUGAUAAGAAUUCAACGGUGCAAGUGUUUGAGGCUACUAUUCGGAUUCUAGGCAGCUUACUGUCAGCCCACAUAAUCCUAACGGACAGCAAGCAGCCUUUUGGCAACAUGACACUAAGUGGUUAUGAUAAUGAACUUCUUCAUAUGGCUCGUGACCUCGCAGUUAGACUUCUGCCUGCGUUUGAGAACACCAAGACAGGCAUGCCUUAUCCCAGGGUUAAUCUGAAGAAGGGGGUCCCUCCAGAUAGCAGAAAUGAGACCUGCACUGCCGGGGCCGGUUCACUGCUUGUGGAGUUUGGAAUCCUAAGUCGGCUUUUGGGGGACUCCACGUUUGAGUGGGUUGCUCGCCGGGCUGUCAGAGCCCUCUGGAGUUUACGAAGCAAUGAUACCGGCCUCCUUGGAAACGUGGUGAACAUACAGACUGGGCAGUGGGUUGGAAAACAAAGCGGCCUGGGAGCUGGGUUGGACUCAUUCUUUGAAUAUUUGCUCAAGUCUCACAUCCUGUUUGGAGAGGAAGAGGAUUUGGAAAUGUUUAAUGAGGCUUACAAGAGUAUCCAGAACCACCUACGCAGGGGGCGUGAAGCAUGUAAUGAAGGAGAGGGGGACCCGCCAUUGUAUGUGAAUGUUAAUAUGCUUAAUGGUCAGCUCAUGAACACUUGGAUUGACUCGCUGCAGGCUUUCUUCCCCGGGCUGCAGGUCUUAAAGGGAGAUAUUGAGGAUGCCAUUUGCCUGCAUGCUUUUUAUUAUGCCAUUUGGAAGCGAUAUGGAGCUUUACCUGAACGAUACAACUGGCAACUACAGGCCCCUGAUGUCUCCUUCUACCCUCUCAGGCCAGAGUUGGUAGAGUCCACAUAUCUUUUAUACCAGGCCACCAAGAACCCCUUCUAUCUGCAUGUGGGAAUGGAUAUUCUGUUGAGCCUGGAGAAGCAUGCUAAGGCCAAGUGUGGAUAUGCAACUUUACACCAUGUUGUGGACAAAUCUCAGGAGGAUCGGAUGGAGAGCUUCUUCCUGAGUGAAACUUGCAAAUACCUCUACCUGCUGUUUGAUGAGGAUAAUCCGCUGCAUCGGGUUGAUAAUAAGUACCUUUUCACCACUGAGGGCCACCUGAUCCCACUUGACCCGCGUUUGAGGGACACUUCAUGGCAGGACAUCUUCCAUAAUAAAAACAAAGUGCAGCAAACCCAGGAGAAACUGUCACAGACAAAGCUCAGAACUGCUAACUCCAGCACAAAUUGUUAUAAGGUUCCGGAAGAGCGCAGGUUUUCACUACCGCUGAAGAGUGUCUACAUGCGCCAGAUUGACCAGAUGGUUGGGCUGUUGUAACUCAUGGUGCAACCUUAUGUGGAUCAAGGAAUGCAGCUAUUUAGGAACAAGGUUCUUCCCCAUAUGACUGGAAUAUCUGCUGGAGGCUGUGCGGAGUUCCUGUGUGCAUACCCUCAGCAUGCAAGGCAAUAAUGGUGAUUGUGGCAUGUCUGGGUGCACAGAAGAAUCUGCUCCUUGUCUAUUAUGCAAUAUUGCACAAAAUGUUUUGGGAUGCUCCACAUAUAGCAAACCCUCAGGGAUUUUGAAGGAAUAUACACCCUAGUAUGUGUCUUCCAAAGCUGCUCUUGUUCCUCAACACCUUCCCCACGGCAGGACCAAUACAAAAGCAGAUUCCUCAUUGGCUGCUGAUGAGACAAUUCUCAGUAUCUCCUAGCAAACCAAGGUCUCUGCAGAGGAAUGGCUCUGCCAGGUGCAUAUUGUUGCCCCUUUGCUGCUUUGUGACUAUGGACAGUCCCUGUAGUCAAGUUACAGUUUGCCAAAAUAGUGUCUUAAGCCAAUCGUAUUGUUCAGAUUGUGGCCUUGAAACUACGACUUGGACAGUGCUUUCCUCUUGCUCAUGCAGCUUCCUUUGAUGGAUCAGUGCCUUAAAACGACUCAUUGUCUUUCAUUUUCCAGCAAAGGUCGGUGACACCCGCUCCUCAGCCACUCAGCACCGUGCAGAUGAAUACGUUACUCUUUUAUUAGUUUCCUAAUCAGGGCUUCUUUUUAAUAAUUUUGUGGGGUUUUUUUUAAGGAUGAGGAAUUCCGUAUUUUCGAAGUCUGAGGAACAAACUGAACCAACACAAGUUAUAAUGUGUACUAAUGUUUGCUGGGCAUUGAGCCCCUUGCUGUUAGUUUGCACGCGCUGCAGACUUGUGGUGGGAGGAGUAUUGAGAUGUUAUGAUCAGUGCUAUGCCAGGUGUAAUUGUAAUUGUUAAAAACAUUCAGGGAUUAUUUUAUAAACUGUAAGACUGAAAAUGUGAGUUUUUUUUUAAUGUAAAGUCGGAGUCUUAUUAAAAAUCUGCAAUUUC